AUGCCGCUCUAUACUAAGUUCCUGAAGGACCUCCUCACUAAAAAGGGAAAAUAUAUCAACAAUGAGAGUAUAGUGGUGGAAGGAAACUGCAAUGCUGUUAUUCAAAGAAUUUUACCACAGAAAUUCAAAGAUCCCGGGAGUGUGACCAUUCUUUGUUUCGUAGGAGUUUUAUUAGUGGGAAAGGGAUUGAUUGGCUUAGGAGCAAGCAUCAAUCUAAUGCCACUUUCAAUGUGCAGGAGAAUAGGGAACUUGAGGAUUGCGCCCACAAGGAUGACACUUCAACUUGCAGACCGUUCGAUCACAAAGCCCUAUGGUGUAGUUGAAGAUGUUCUAGCCAAAGUCCGCCAAUUCAUAUUUCCCGUGGAUUUUUUCAUUAUGGACAUUGAGGAAGACUCAGAUAUUCCACUGAUUUUGGGUCUCCCAUUCAUGUUGACAGCUAAGUGUGUAGUUGGCAUGGGCAAUGGUAACUUAGAAAUGAGUGUUGAUGAUAAAAAAGUUACCAUUAAUUUAUUUGAAGCAAUCAAACAUCCCAAUGACCACAAGGCGUGUUUCAAAGUGGAAACAAUUGAGCAAGAAGCUAAUAUGGUGGUUCAAAACAUGACCUCUCACUCUCCAUUGGAGAAGGUGUUGAUAAAUUCUAUUGAUUGUCUCACAAAAGAGGAGGAGAAAGAUCUUAUGGCCUGUUUGGAGGACCUAGAUAAACUGAAGGUAAUUCCUUCAGGAGAAUGUGUCUUUGAAGAGCUAAAGAAGAAUCCCACAAUAGAGAAACCCAAGGUAGACUUGAAAGUCCUACCAGCGCAUUUGAAGUAUGCAUUCUUGGAAGAGAAUGAAGCAAAGCUGGUGGUGAUCAACAACACCUUAUCCUCUAAUGAAGAGUUCUGA
This is a messenger RNA of Glycine soja, 882 nucleotides long. RefSeq lists its product as uncharacterized. Lineage: Eukaryota; Viridiplantae; Streptophyta; Magnoliopsida; Fabales; Fabaceae. The transcript has a single exon. The coding region runs from base 1 to 882 and encodes 293 amino acids. The record is from RefSeq and is a predicted model, not a curated record.